Molecule: messenger RNA, 2385 nt
Organism: Dryobates pubescens (Downy woodpecker)
Lineage: Eukaryota; Metazoa; Chordata; Aves; Piciformes; Picidae
Gene: GTF2E1
Product: general transcription factor IIE subunit 1
Exons: 5
Coding region: 109-1437 (442 amino acids)
Biological process (GO): transcription initiation at RNA polymerase II promoter; transcription open complex formation at RNA polymerase II promoter
Cellular component (GO): transcription factor TFIIE complex
Source: RefSeq, a predicted model, not a curated record
GGGCGCGGCCGUGUGACGUGCUCUGGCGGAGCCGCCGGAAGCGCUGCUUGGAGCGGCGAGAGCUGGAGGCGGCGGCAGUAUACAUGAAGCUUGAGCUCUGAACCCGCUAUGACUGACCCAGACGUCCUCACUGAGGUGCCGGCCGCUCUCAAACGCCUCGCUAAAUAUGUGGUGCGUGGCUUUUACGGCAUUGAACACGCCCUGGCGCUGGACAUUCUCAUCAGGAACCCCUGUGUGAAGGAGGAGGACAUGCUGGAGCUGCUGAAGUUUGACCGGAAGCAGCUGCGGGCCGUCCUCAACACCCUGAAGGGAGACAAGUUCAUCAAGUGCAGGAUGAGGGUGGAGACGGCGCCCGACGGCAAGACCACGCGCCACAACUACUACUUCAUCAACUACCGGCUGCUGGUGAACGUGGUGAAAUACAAGCUGGACCACAUGAGGCGGAGAAUCGAGACAGACGAGAGGGACUCCACCAAUCGCGCCUCCUUCAAGUGCCCCAUUUGCUUCAGCACCUUCACCGACUUGGAGGCCAACCAGCUCUUUGACCCCAGGACUGGCACCUUCCGCUGUACUUUCUGCGAGACCGAAGUGGAAGAGGAUGAGUCGGCGAUGCCCAAAAAGGAUGCAAGGACGCUCGUGGCAAGGUUUAAUGAACAGAUUGAGCCCAUCUAUGCUCUGCUACGGGAGACAGAAGAUGUUAACUUAGCCUAUGAAAUCCUCGAGCCAGAACCUACAGAGAUUCCUGCCCUGAAGCAGAGCAAGGAGCGUGCAGCUGGUGCUGGCUCAGGAGCUGCAGCUGGCCUUGCAGGAGGCCACCAUCGAGAAGCAUGGACUACUAAAGGACCGUCGUACGAGGACUUGUAUACCCAGAACGUUGUCAUCAGCAUGGAGGACCAGGAGGAUCUCAGCCGGCCUGCAAGUGACGGCAAGCCGGCCAGAGAGAGACCAAUCUGGCUACGGGAAAGCACAGUGCAGGGGGCCUAUGACCCUGAUGAAAUCAAAGAUGGAGGCCGGGAUCUGGAUGCCUUCCAGGAGCGUGAGGAGGGCCGGGCGGCUCUGGAUGACAACGAGGAGGUGAUGCGCGCCCUGCUUAUCCACGAGAAGAAGACUCCUUCUGCUUCCACGGUCACGGUCGGAGGGGCUGCUCCCCUCUCCAGCGUCAACGCCAGCGACUCUGAGAGCGAGACAAGCGAGUCAGAGGAGGACUCUCCUCCUCGCCCUCCCGCCGUGGCCGCCACGACGUACGGGCUGGAGGACGAAGAGGAGGAUGAAGAGUUUGAGGUGGUAGCGGAAGACCCCACUGUCACGGUGGCUGGGCGUCCGCACACGUACAGUCAAGUGAGCCAGCGCCCUGAGCUGGUGGCCCAGAUGACGCCGGAGGAGAAGGAGGUUUACAUAGCCAUGGGGCAGCGCAUGUUCGAGGACAUGUUUGAUUAACGGCUGCCCGCCACGGCCUCUGUAAAAAGUGACUUUUAAAGCCAGAGUCUCCCUAAUAAAAGAGCAGAUGAAGCACGUCUUUCCUCCCCUGUGUGCAGGGACACUGGGGCUUGGGACCGCCAACCUCAGGGGCAUCUUGCUCACCCCAGGUGGGGAGCUCGAAGGCGGCGUGUGCCGAACAGGGAGAGGAGGACAAGUCUCAGAAGUGAUCAUGCUUGCAAGGUAAAAAUUGGCUUCAGGGUGCCCUUCAUGGGCGCUGCUUUAACCUUCUCCCAGGGCCCAGCAGCUGCCACCCCCUGAUGUCUUUGAGUUGAUUCUUUUUUUGGUAGAUCCCAGUGAAGUCCACAUCCCUGCCCUCAGAGGACGCCAGGGCUCCACAGCCUUAUGAGAGUGCUCUGCAGUCACAUUACAGCUGCCCUGUGUUUAGUGAGGGGAGAGGAAAAGGAAGCAGUUGUCUGCUGGUGGCACAGCUCCUGCCACUGGCCACUGGCAUGGCUAUUUCUGAGGAGGGCUGUAGACAACAACCUCUUCUGUUUUGCUCCCAUUUAGUCCGUACUGGGUCUCAGCACCUGGAGGUGAGAUGUAACUCAAAACAUGCAGAGUGCCAGCCUGGGCAGGUACACACAGUCACUCUUUGUCAGCAGAACGAAAGGCCUCUGCAGAUCUGAGCUUUUGGAGUGCUCUGACUGACCAGGAGAUACCUCCAGUGCUGCUGCCUGUUGCUUCCGCCUAGCCCUGCGUCAGCUCCGGUGUUGCAGACCGCUCAUCCUAAGCAGGACUGCAGCCAGGCAGUGCCAGGGAAAGGGCCCAGGUAGUUUAGCUUUGCAGUCACAGCAGGGCUGGACCAUUUUAAAAGGAAUUAUGCCACUCUGAAUUCUGCUUUGGCACACUGAUUACCCCAGGCGAACACUGAUCAGUGCCUACGGAGCAAGUCCGGAUUUUUUAAUG